AUGCAAUAUAUUGUGACGGCAUUAGGUGAAUUCAAGUCUAUUCAAGGCUUGGGAAUUCAACUGAAAGAAACAUUUAUCGACAAGCUCACGACAUGCGUUAUUCCUGUCAACCGCACCAAUCCUACUACAACAACGCGCGUUAACCCAACGACUGUUACACCAAAUCCUUCUUCGAAUCCCCCGAUCAAUUCGGGCAACAACUCAAUUAGGACAGCAGGCUGCAGGGGCCGUUCGGUAGUCGUUGGAGAAGGCUGUGUUGAUCUAAUAUACAUUGCUGAUUGCUCAAAGAGUGUGGGAGCAGUAAACUUUAACUUAAGUCUAGACUUUGUUGGUCGCUCGGCGUCACUUUUUAACAUUACAGGAGGAGAAGCUCGUGUGACUCUCAUCACUUAUGACGACAACGUGCACCUACAAAUACCCCUCAACAAAAACUUGACUCUUAACGAAACGUUGGAGAGAAUAAACAAGACCAAGUUCUGUGGAGGUGCUACUGCAACGAGGAAGGUGUUGAAAUUUGUUAGAGAAGAAGUGAUGCCACUCAGUAGAAAUAAUUGCAAACGAGCGCUGUUUCUGUUUUCUGACGGAAUAAACAACUGGGCUGGGGACCCACUAGAAGAAGCUCGAGCUCUGAAACAAGAAAAAGGUGUCGACAUUUACACUAUAGCUUUUGGAGUUAACAAAGAAAUCCGAGUUGACAAACCUGCAUUGGAGAAACUGGCAUCGAAACCAGAAUAUUAUUUUGCAGUAAGAAGUGCUAGUGAAAUAAAGUUAGCAUUGGAUAGCACUUUCAAUUUAUCGAUUGACUACUGUCAUGAUUGUGGCCUAACUGCUGCUUCAACAUGUAGACACAGGGAACACGGAGUGUGUUUUUCAGAAAAAGGUUCUUGGCCUUGGGUGGCAGCAAUUUACAAGAAAACUUCAAACAACCAAGUUUUCCACUGCGGAGGCGCUCUAAUUAGCGAUUGUUUUAUUCUGACCGCUGCUCAUUGCGUGAGUGGUAUUAAGCCUGACAAUCUGACGGUCGUUCUCGGCGACACGGAGCGUCAUGUUAAAGAAUACAGCGAGAUAAUAUUUGCUGUUGAUAAAAUCCACAUCCAUAAUAGCUAUAAACACAACAGUGGGAGUUUAAACUAUGACAUCGCUCUGCUACAAUUGAAAUGCAAUGUGUCUUGUUCUCCAUACGUUCGAAAAGUCUGUUUGCCCACCAGAGAGGACUUUGGCUAUUACCGCGCAGGAACGAAAUGCAUUGUAGCAGGAUGGGGAGCUACUGAAAAGAGAACACUAGACGAAAAACGUACUCAUAAAACUACCAGCUUGAAAGAAUUGCAUCUUCCGAUUGCAGACAAAGCCGCUUGUUUAGACAGUACAUCGGAUGAUCUCAAACAUGACAUUACAAACUACACUGUUUGUGCAGGAGACGGCACCGGUAAUAAUGAUGCUUGCGAUGGUGAUUCUGGAGGACCUCUGUUUUGCAAGCGCAAGAAUGAUAAAGAAAUCGGUCCCGACAGCUAUGUCAUUGUGGGAAUAGUCAGCUGGGGAGAAGGAUGCGGACAGGCUGGAAAAUACGGGGUAUUUACACACUUGUUCAACUUGAUGGAUUGGGUUCGGCGCGUGUUGGACAUAAACAAAUGCAAGCAAUCGUUCAACGAAGAAGAGAAAGAACAGUGUCUUAACCCUGCAGUUAGCUUGGUUUGAUGCUAGCAUGUAAUUACGGUUUUUGCUAAAGACUGACGUAGCUAGUUACUCUAGAUACUUAACUCGAUUUCUGCUGAAAAUUGCACGUUUAGUAGAUUACUUCGUGACGGUGUUACUGUAUGUAGAAAUGUCAAUUGGUAAGAGAAUAAACUUCUUGUUGUUGAUUUCG
Corticium candelabrum is the source of this 1864-nucleotide messenger RNA. Its product is annotated as complement factor B-like. The transcript is spliced from 2 exons. Gene Ontology annotation, biological process: proteolysis. Gene Ontology annotation, molecular function: serine-type endopeptidase activity. The coding region runs from base 1 to 1695 and encodes 564 amino acids. NCBI's taxonomy places the organism in Eukaryota, Metazoa, Porifera, Homoscleromorpha, Homosclerophorida, Plakinidae. The record is from RefSeq and is a predicted model, not a curated record.